This is a messenger RNA of Dibothriocephalus latus, 105 nucleotides long. The record is from the annotation of a GenBank genome assembly. Lineage: Eukaryota; Metazoa; Platyhelminthes; Cestoda; Diphyllobothriidea; Diphyllobothriidae.
CUUCGCCUGCGUCGACUGCUACAGGCCGAAAUGGACCGCAAGGAGGCCCUGUCUCGCCAACUCAGUGGCAGCGAGUCCAGUCUGGAGAUGGAAGACGAGAGGUAG